AUGACAAUUCAGGAUAAACCAACAUUCCCAGACGAUGUCCUAUUCAGGAGGCUAAUUGAUAUUGCAAUUGAAAGAGACAGCAAAACCAUUGUCGACGAUUAUAGUACUGGAACGCAGUUCGGCUAUCGUCAAAUCCUCCACGGGAUUGCGAAGCUUCAACAAACAUUGCAAGGACUCCUGCAUCUUUCUGAAUCACGGAAGCCUGGUAGCGUCUACGUUGCUCUACUUGCCCCAAAUGGAUACGAAUUUAUUGUUGGAGUCAUCGCCGUUCUGGCGGUUGGUGGAGUGGUCGUUCCAAUGCUUUCAUUCACAGCGACCGGUGCACUGCCCGCCGAAGCAGCGUAUAUCAUUCAACAGUGCAAUGCGCAGGUCAUGAUCGUUAGCAGAGAGCUGACUGAGUCUGCGACGCAAAUUCAACGAGAAGUCGAGAUUCCAUCCAUCACGAUUGAAGGCAACACCCAUACCUCGAGUAAUCUCCCUCCCGCUGGGUCCUACAGACUCGAUAGCACACUUGCAGUAUCCGAAGAGACUCCGAGUAUUUUGUUCUUCACCUCGGGGACGACUGGUCCCCCAAAGGGUGUCCUCCAUUCCCGGCGCACGAUCAACAAGUAUGCCCAUAUGGAGACAGAGCCAGCGACAAACGACGAUAUCUGCAUAAUUCCGAGAGGAGCAUUCUGGUCGAUUUAUUUCACAAAGCUCUUCCAGAUGCUUCUCGCUGGGGUGCGCGUUGAGAUUCAGAACUUUGGACGCAAUUACAAUCUCAUUUGGGAAAGGCUUCGUGAACAGGCGGGAACGAAGAUUGUCUUGUCUCCUACCUUUUGGUACGGUAUGAUGCUGCACUAUGAAAGUCAUAUUUCGAAGUUGCCGGAGCAGGUGAUUCAAGACUACAUUGACGGUGUGCGAUAUAUUCGAGACGCGUGUGAUACGGGCGCCAUGCCUUCAAGUCGGGUCAAGCAGUUCUGGCAGGAAAUGCGCGGUGGAAAGCCACUUAGGGUGCUGUAUGGGUCUACGGAAACGCAGGAGAUAGCUAUGUGGGAUGGGGCAAUAGGGAGCGAAGAGGUAAUACGCCACAAUGAGAGAUCAAUAUGGUAG
Aspergillus oryzae RIB40 is the source of this 1092-nucleotide messenger RNA. RefSeq lists its product as uncharacterized. Lineage: Eukaryota; Fungi; Ascomycota; Eurotiomycetes; Eurotiales; Aspergillaceae. Gene Ontology annotation, molecular function: very long-chain fatty acid-CoA ligase activity. The transcript is spliced from 2 exons. The record is from RefSeq and is a predicted model, not a curated record. Gene Ontology annotation, biological process: fatty acid biosynthetic process. The coding region runs from base 1 to 1092 and encodes 363 amino acids.